Messenger RNA from Temnothorax curvispinosus, 3441 nucleotides. RefSeq names its product protein brambleberry-like. The record is from RefSeq and is a predicted model, not a curated record. Lineage: Eukaryota; Metazoa; Arthropoda; Insecta; Hymenoptera; Formicidae. Bases 597 to 2591 code for a protein of 664 amino acids. The transcript is spliced from 9 exons.
CCCUCGCGAUUGGCCCAGCGCCCAACCGUCUCGAAAAGAACUUUCUUCGUCUCGAGCGAGUUGAACGCGCGGAAUGACAGUGAUUUUCGCGCCGCGAAUCUCGAAGGCUUCAAUUUCGUUCCAGCGAGACCGACGCUCGAAUAAAACGUGAAUCUUGCGGUGACGAGUGAGCGCGACGACAAGCCAGGAUCAAAAUACGGCGUGGCACGUAACGUGAGUGUGAUCGCGGCGGGUAACCUCGACCGCCAUUUGCGCGUUUUAAACGGCGCAGCCGUUGGAGCAGCGCCGGACGAAAACACGUGCGUCACGUGCGUGAAAAGCGGUUGUCAUCGCGUUUGAAUCCGCGAAACGGACUUGUGCCUGCCCGUCGCUCGACACCGCGACUGCCGAGUCAGGCAAGAAGAAUCUCUUGAGUUUUGGGUAAAUUUUCCUUUCGUUCGCGAAACCGUGACGUGGACAACGGUCACGGGACGGACUCGAGCCCGUCUAUUUUUAGUGGCGCGAUUUUGCAACGUUUUCUUCGACGGGAACAGCUGACCGUGCAUAACUUAUUCACCGCGGAUCGUCAACCCCAGGAUUAAUCAAUUUGCUGCGAAAUGGAGAGCAGGCUCCUGCUGGUGAUGCUUGUCCUGUCUCUUGAAUGUAACAUCGGAAGCGCAUCCGUCCUAGACUGGCUAUGGGGAACGAAAGCGAGCGAUGGGAAGGAUGCGAGUGUUAUGGUCGCCGACGGCGUGCCCCUGAUCUCGAUCCCUUACGAGUCGAUGACGGAAGACGAGAAGUUCCUCCAGGAGGCCGCCAAGUUCACGGAUAUUCAGGUGUCCUCGCCGUUGGAGACGUGUCAGCAUAAAGUCAUUAUGAAGAUCAAGACCACGUGCUCCGACAUGACCGAGGAGGAGCUAGCCAAGCUAGGCGUCAAUCUCCUUAACUGUCAAUCAGCAGUUGAAGGCAGGAAGAUGUUCCCCUGCACCGAAGAAAUGUCUCUUAAGCAAUGCACAAUCGACAUGGAUGCUGACAUGUGGAAUGCGUAUCACUUAAUAAGUAACAGAGCGAGGGCGAUUUGUUACGCAGCUCGAAAUACACAAUUUCGUGCUCUUACAGACUUAACAGUCAACAAGCUGAUGCAGUCUGCGCAUUACCAAAUUAAGGCGCUGGAUUCCUUAAAGCAAGGCCAGUAUCGUCUUGAAGAACAGACAACGGAAGCUCUGUCAUCAUUAACUGAAGGAAACAAGGUGCUUCUGACACAGCAAGAGUACUUGAAGGACGCACAGACGACAGCUCACAACCUUGUAACAACAAAUCUGAGAGAGUUGUAUAAUGAAAAAGCGUUAAUACGAUCUGGCCACGUUCAACUUGCUGCCAUGACAGAAGAAAUAAAAAAUAAGUUGGAAAAGGCGCAUAAGGAUCUCGAGCAACAGAGCGUUGAACGUGAAGAAAAUCAUAAGGAGGUAUUGGAGGAUUUGAUUAAGAUACAAGAACAAGCGCAAAUGAUCUGGGAGAAAAUCGAGCGUAGCACUAAUCGCAUACUGGAGCAUCACGAGGAAACUAUCCGUCAGUACGAGCAAACGAUGCAGAUGCUCGCGCAAAUUAACGAUACCAUCCAGUACAUUUGGAAUCUCACUAAUACAAUGCGCACAGAAGUAGACCAAAAAUUGGGAUGGAUUACCAACUACAUCGGCGAUACCAGUGAACAAAUGCAAAGAGCGUAUCGCACAUUUUUACACAUCGUGUAUCUAUUAGUGGCGAUGAUAGUCGCCGCGUUUUUACAAGCGCCGUUUUUAACCAGAGCUACUAUCAUGGGCGUUGUGCCGGCGAAUCUUUUUACCUACUUGAAACACGGCAUGGAGGCCUCUUUAGAUUUUACAUCUAUGACGGUGCUAAUAUUCUUAAUCACCGCAAUGCAUUUCGUAAUGCUGGGAAUACAACGUAUGAUCGGACCAAACAUCUCGGAAGCGAAGACGGAGCUAAUUAAGCUGGUCCAUCAAAAAGACUAUUCGAAUGGCGUUGCGUACGACAAUGCACCGUCAUCGCAUUCCAAUUCCGUGCCGAAAAUGCAGCUGCACACGAAAUUAACGAGAAAUGUGCAGGAAUUUUACUAUCUCAUUGUUUCGCAAAUAAAUCAUUAUAAAGAGAAAAUUAGUGUCAUGUUAGAGACGAUCGCUUCGUGGGGUGGACGCAAUUUAAAUGCGCACGAGGAGCUCUCUUGUUCGUAUCAACCAUCGAGGAAGAGGCAUGAGGACAUCGUUCGUAACGGAUUGCAAUUCUCGAGUUACAUGUCGAACGACCUAACAGAGUGCGAUUCUUCCAACGGCACCAUAACAGUGCCAUGGCAGCCCCAAGACUGUUCCAUCAUGGGUGAUAACAAUCAUCAUUAUCCAAACGAUUUUGAUGAUACAGAUAAAUCGUUUGAGCAUCUUCGGUGUACGUGGUCACGAGCUAAGAGUGGUACUCCAACAUUGCUGAAAUUCCCUUGUAUGGGAAUAACGAGAAAUGGCAGGAGAUGUCGGGCAUUCGCUUCACCCGGAUGGAACUAUUGCUACCAUCAUUCUACGGGCAUGUCUGUUAAGAGUGACCAUACUGAUCAUCUUGAUUAAUCGAAGAAGGAUUAAUAAUUGCGAAAUAGUUAGUAGAUAAUAUUUAUAUAUAUAUAAUAGUUGCUAUAAAAUUUGCAACGGGUAUUUAUUUUUUAUUUUAUAUAUAGUGUACGUUGUAUUUUAACGAGAAAAUAAUCCCAGAGAAACAAAAAACCCGUGAGAAAAAAGUUUGCGAAAAGAUCAUUAAUUAAAUAUGGUAAAAUAAUUUGUAUACAUUUUGUAAUUUUGUAAAUAACGUUUCACGUUUAUUCGAUAAUAAUACAACAGUAAUCUCAGGUAUCACUUUGAUCUUGAUAAUAUUUUUGAAUAUACAUGUUUUAAUGUUGGUAUUAAGUUAAUUUAUAUGACUUGUAUUAUUUGAUUAUUGUAAUUUAAGUAUAUUUCUAUGUUAAGAUACCACCUGCGAACCUUCAAAAACUCUGAUGUUUUUAAUAGUAUUUCGGAACAAAUUUCAAGAACAAACUUUCUAUAAUUUUGACCGUUUGAGCCUGAAAAUAUACGAACAGUUCAAAUUGUUCAAUUUGACCUCAAGUCUAAAAUGAAAUAACAUUUUCUCUCUAUAAUGAAUAAUAUUUUCGCUCGAAUUUCUCUUAAUGUUCAAAUUAUUCCAAUAGCUUUGACUUAGUCAAAUUGAUCGAUUAUUAGCUCCGAACAUUAAUAUUUUUACUUUGAACUAUUCGUACAAUUCGAUCUCACAAUUUAUUAACAAAUUUUUUGUCUGAUCGUUAAUAGAAAUAGAAGGUUCCUCUCAAUGAUAAAUGUAUAAUCCAUAUUUGAAAAUACGUAAUCUCCUAUCUUUUCCAUAAUAACGGAUAAUAAUAAUAAUAAUUGGUUCUGCGUUUAAUGUAAA